Kickxella alabastrina is the source of this 1286-nucleotide messenger RNA. RefSeq names its product beta-lactamase superfamily domain-containing protein. Gene Ontology annotation, biological process: N-acylethanolamine metabolic process; N-acylphosphatidylethanolamine metabolic process. The coding region runs from base 96 to 1232 and encodes 378 amino acids. The record is from RefSeq and is a predicted model, not a curated record. The transcript has 7 exons. Gene Ontology annotation, cellular component: membrane-bounded organelle; cytoplasm. Gene Ontology annotation, molecular function: zinc ion binding; N-acylphosphatidylethanolamine-specific phospholipase D activity. NCBI's taxonomy places the organism in Eukaryota, Fungi, Kickxellomycota, Kickxellomycetes, Kickxellales, Kickxellaceae.
CUUUUUCACUUUUUUAAAUUUCAUUCCUGCUAUUCUUUUCCUUUUCUACUUUCCACCUUUUUUUUUGCUCUCGCAUUUUGUACACAAACUGUAAGAUGCGAAUUCACGACUUUUUUGUUUUCCGCGUGAGCACAUCGCGCGGCUCCCUGCACCUAUACUGCUUUGGGGCGCUCGCCAGCAUAACCGCCUACUACCUCAUCUCUGACCACUUGAUCGACAAAAAGCGGCGACAAAUCAUAGCCGAAAGGAAAACGCAAAAGAAAGGCCUUUACGAAUCGCUCAUGAUCGGCGGGCGCUUCGUCAACCCCUUUGAGACAUGGCGCGAUAAGACGCUCUGGGAUUUUGUCCGGUGGAUAGCCACGCGCAGUACCGGUAACGGGCUCCCAAAUGACCGCCAGAUCCUCGAUACAGAGCUGCCCCUGGCCAUUCCGCACUUUGCCCUUCUCAAUGCAUUCCGGCAACACCAGAAUCUGUCUGCGGCCCCACUCCCUGUUGAGUACUCGGACUGCCCUGCGGUCGAUAGUGUUGAUGGGGACAAGUCACUGACGAUGCAGGGGCUGAAUAUCCUGACAGAUCCGAUCUUCAAACGCCGCACGGUAUACUCCUGGCUUGGACCUGAGCGCCUCCGCCCAGUCCCCUGCCAGCUCUCCGACCUCCCACACCCCGAUAUUGUCCUUGUCUCCCACAACACUUCGACCACCUGGACAUCGACGUUGUCCGCGCACUGGCCAAUUCUGUCACCUGGCCUCGCCUCGUGGUUCUCAGGCCUCGGUGUCACAUCCGUGGUUGAAUUGGACUGGUGGGCGGAAGAUACCGUGACUCACUGGAGCGGACGCAAUGGUGCGGACAGCAACAAAUCACUCUGGUCCAGCUUCCUCGUCAAAACCUCAUCGGCCUCUAUAUUCCACUGCGGAGACACCGGAUACUGUCCUGUGUUCGACCAGGUUGGCGCAAAAUACGGCCCAAUGUCACUGGCCAUUUUGCCCAUUGGAAGCUAUGAGCCUAGGUGGUAUAUGUGCCACCAGCAUACGAACCCUGAGGACGCCGUGUUGAUCCAUAGGGAUUUGCGCGCAAAGGCGUCGGUUGGCGUACAUUGGGGCACGUUUAUGAUGAGUGAUGAGCACUAUUUACAGCCACCGAGGGAUUUAGAAAUUGCUGCGAAGAAGUAUGGAUUGGGGCUGGAGGAGUUUAUUGCGCCGCAGUUUGGAAAAACAUAUGUUUAUGAUUUAUAGACUGAAAAUGUGUAUUUUAUUUAAAAUAAUAGAAUGUCGUUUAAUAGAAUGUCA